AUGGAGCCGAUGCUUGUUGCUGCUCUCUUAUUGUGCUUAUUACUAGGCGUUGCCAAUGGUCAAGGUUACAAUUGCGAACACUAUGUAGUCCAUGACUACGGCAGCGGGACCGAUCUGGACGAAGCGGUGUCGUUGCCAGAAUUCGUGUUGAACGACUUUAUUGGAUGGAUCGCGUGUCGUCCAGAUUAUACGUACGACGGUGCCACGGGAUCCUUUGCCAUGUACUUGAAGCUCGGUGUCGAAAAUGGUUUGGCAUCGGAAAGCAAUCAUGAUGUUGGCAUGGUCAAUGACAAUCCGGCAUUGAUUGUCACCACAGAACGCUUUGAACAAGAACGGAAUAUCAAUGGGAUUUCGUACGCCCUCAUCAUGCCACAAUACACCGAUUUGUCCGUCACUUGCUACUGUGAUCGAGCCAUACGGCCACCUACCAUUUGUUUUGCUCCAGAUUCCAUGGUACAGCGCAAACAACAACAAGGUCCCAUGCCCAUCCAGAACCUCGAGAUUGGAGAUUGGAUUUUAACCGAUACUCACCUCUAUGAACCAGUGUACGGUUUUGCUCACCGAGAUAGAAAUUUGAUCGCCCCGUUUCUAAACAUUCACACUAAAAUAGUCAACCACGACGACAAGAACGACAAGAACACUACAUCCAACAAACGCCCCACCAACGACACGCUCUAUCAUCGUGACUACCACUCCUUGGAACAAGAUGGCGAUGAUACACAUCUCAAGAUUUCCCAUGAGCAUUUGCUCUUGUACGCCAAUGGCAGUUACAUUGCAGCCAAACAUGUGGAGGUGGGGGAUAAAUUGGCGGGUGUGGGAAACAGCAUCCGAAGGGUCCUGCGUAUUACCGCCACACAGGCACAAGGUGUCUUUGCUCCAUUGACGCCAUCGGGAAUGUUGGUGGUGGAUGGUGUCAAAGUAUCGUGCUACGUAUCGUUGCAAGAGGAUGGCCAUUCCGAGUUUCUCGAGCUACAGUUGCCUUGGAGCAACAUUGUUAUGCGGCUUUCGCGCCACACUGUAGUCCACAUCUUGUUGAGUCCGAUCCGGUUGCUCUGCUCUCUGGUCUCCUCGCAAAACUGCGAGGACGAAAGCAAGCACAACAACGACAAUCACUUUGAGGGUGACGCGAGCAGCUCUGACCAUGGACUCCCUUGGUUUGUGCGGAUCGGGUUGUCCCUCUUUGCCUAUUUUGACAAGCAGAGCAUUGUCUUCGUGCGCUGGUUUCUGUUCCUGGCAUAUAUUGCCAUUUGUGGGUCCUGCUGGGUGCUGGAGAUAACCCUGAAGUACAUUGCGGAGCUGCCGACAGCGAGAGGCGUUGGCGCGGCUGCCGUUGUGACGGGUAUUGCCACCAGCUACUAUGCAUAUGUGGCAAACAGACAAAAGAUUGAAAGCAACACGAUCCACAAUAACUGGAUCAAUUGCACAUACAUCUAA
Seminavis robusta is the source of this 1434-nucleotide messenger RNA. Lineage: Eukaryota; Bacillariophyta; Bacillariophyceae; Naviculales; Naviculaceae. The record is from the annotation of a GenBank genome assembly.